Molecule: messenger RNA, 1041 nt
Organism: Stylonychia lemnae
Lineage: Eukaryota; Ciliophora; Spirotrichea; Sporadotrichida; Oxytrichidae
Source: the annotation of a GenBank genome assembly
AUGUAAACAGUGGUCUCCUCAGCAAACAUUCGCAAGCUCUUCUUGAUCCCUGUAGGGCUACCUGGAAUGGGAAAAACAACACUUGCUUAUACCUUGUAGCAAGCCUUCACCAAAAUCAAUCAUAGCUAAUAGUAGCAAAGCAAGCCAAACAUUAUUUUUAAGAGGAUUAGUUAUGAUCACAUUCUCGAAGAGCAUUAGCAAAAAUAUUAAGCAAAGCAUCCCUCAACUCCUUUUCAUGAGAUUAUAGAUAUAGUUAGAGCCGAUGCUGACAAAGAAUAUCUUGAGGUGAUUGAUAGCAAUUGUAAGAUUCAGUCUGAUGCUUAGGAGAUGAUAUUCAUGGAUCGAAACAACACUCCUGAUGUCUGGAACGAUAUCACUGGCGUCAUCAAGUCAAAUGACAAUACUUUCUAAUCAGAUUAAAACUUCCAAAACCAAAAUGAAACCAUUCUUAUUUUGCCUAAUCAAGUGCCAGUUCCGAAACUGAACGAACUCUACAAAUGCUAGAACCCAAUCACUCCUUAGCUAAUUUAUAACUGCAUUAAGAGAAUAUUCGGAAGACAUAGUCAUAGUUGCCUUUCUAGCGAAAAUAAACCUAAGGUCGUGGAAGUAUUGCUAAAAUUUACCAAGCUAUACGACAACAUAGACUUCGAGAAUAAGGAUUCUCUAAAGGGUUAAUUCAAUCAUGUACUCCAUCUAGACUUUUUAAGCAACUCAUAACAGAACAUUUCAUCACUCAGCACUGACACAUUCAAUGCUCUUGUGGAUGGCUACAAUAAAACGCCAAAGAACUUUGUCCCACCUAGUGAUGAAACCAUAAAUAUGGUCUUGAGAUAUAUCGAGAAACAAAUUGAAAAUGACAUAUUUACCUAAAACUAACAAAGAAAUAAUCGAAAUUAAGUUGAUGCAUAGAAUGCUUUUGUUGAUUAAGAAGAUUAAGUUUUGAUUUUACAAUAGAGAAUAGCAGAUAGUCUGAUUCUAUAAACUUAAAGUGAACUGAAUUUGUAAAUAAGUUCACAGAUUAAGCUUCAUAAAUACCUAUGA